AUGUGUCAAAUGUGGCAACGGAUACGGUACGGUGUGAGGUGGGUCCCGCGGGAACGAUUUGCGCUGGCUUGCCGUGGUCUCAACUUGGCAAAGGUGAAAACAGUCGACAUCACGUUUGAUCCUUUCCACCCGUCAACUAGAGCCAUUCGAAGUUUCUGGGAAGCUAUUUCGGCUCCAAAAAUAAAAAUGACAAAUCCAUCUCUUCGAGUGAAAGCCGACAUUCGGAAUGAUCAGUCAUCACCAUUUUUUGUCGCGACGUUAGAUGACGGAAAACGACUACGCUUUGAAACAGAAAAUAUGCAUCCAGUUGAUCUGAUAAUGCGAUUCAAUCGACUUCUCGGCAAUCCGGAAUUGGGCCUUUUUCAGAAAGGCUCCGUUAUUCCAAUAGAUGGAUAUUGUAAAGAAGGAUAUGCUCAAAUAAAGGACAGUUUUCGCAAAAACUUUGAGGAACGCUGGGAAGCUGAGGGAUCUUCGUUUGCAGUUUACAAAGAUGGUGAGCUGAUAGUGGAUAUUUGGGGUGGAUAUGCAGAGAAAAAGUAUGGCCGCUUUUGGAAAGAGGAAACAUUGAGUACGAUAUUCAGUAUAUCAAAGAGUUUUGCCGCAAUUUGUUUCGCAAUGCAAGUGGAUCGAGGGGCUUGCUCAUACCAAGAUUUGGUCACAAAAUACUGGCCUGAAUAUGGAAAAAAUGGAAAAGAGACGACAACGAUCGAGCAGCUGUUGGCACAUCAGAGUGGAGUCCCUUGUCUUUCAAAGGAAUUGAAGCUUGAUGAACUGACUGAUGCACAGAAAAUGGACGCAAUUGUCGAGGCUGAAACAUCAAGAUUCCCACCGGGAAGUAAAACAGCUUAUCAACCAUUUACUCAUGGAUGGAUGGCCGAUGGUUUGUUUCGAAGGAUCGAUAAAAGACAACGAAGCAUUGCACAAUUCUACAAUGAGGAGAUUCGAGAUCGAUAUGAUAUUGACGUUUACAUUGGCGGGACACAAUUGGAGGAAUUUCGUAUCGCUCGCCUCAAACCAUUCACAACAGCCGGAUUGUUGAGAGAAUGCGGCUACAGCCGUGGAGUGGCCAAAAUGGGAAUCGCUUGCAUCAAACCGAGCAGCUUCUUUGCGCAAGGGCUCGCCAAUAUGAAGAAAUUUGGGAAAGAUUUCACAAUGUUCAACAAUCCGGAGCUACGAAUUCUUGGACAAACGGCUGUGAAUGGAAUUGGAACAGCUCGGGGACUGGCUAAGGCUCAUCAGGUUUUCCUUGAAGGCAAUUUGAUUGGAAAAGAGUUGAUGGAGAAAAUUUCAACUCCAAUGUUCCCAUAUGAAUUCGACGAGACUCUUGGAGAGAAUUUGAGUAAAGGAUUUGGAUGGAUGUAUUGGAAAGGACCAAUGGGUAGUUGGCAAUUCGGUCAUACGGGCGUUGGCGGACAAAAUGUUCGCAUUGAUCCCGAGAAUGGAUUGGUGAGGAGA
Messenger RNA from Mesorhabditis belari, 1455 nucleotides. NCBI's taxonomy places the organism in Eukaryota, Metazoa, Nematoda, Chromadorea, Rhabditida, Rhabditidae. The record is from the annotation of a GenBank genome assembly.